GUCGUUUAUUUAAAUGUUCUUCACAUCUAUUUCGCUACCUCGCUAACUCUGUUCCUUUCCUCGGGCCUAAAGAAAAAGUGGAAAUAUAAUGCGCCCUAGGAUUCUACAACCCCUAACCCUCUAUUUAUGGAGUUUACUUCUUGCUUGGACGGCAGCACACAGUUUGCAAGACCGCGGCUAUAGCGACAAAUUCGACAACGUUUAUUAUGUCACACAGGGCGAAUGGGCAUGCAGCAAGCUCAAGUUGGAACGUAUCCAAUUUGGGAUCAAAGAGGCACAUAGACUUGCUGAAAAGUCUAUUAAUGUACUAAAAACUAGAGGUUCGGAAACAUCACCUGCAUAUAGCCUGUGGUUUGGAAAGAGUAAUGCUACCCCUCGAAUGGUAGACAUCCUUCUUAGGCAACACUACCGAACCGCCUUGUCACAUCUAUCUCCUUCGACGAAGCCGACACGGUUUUAUGUUGACAAAGUCCCUAAAUUCAGGGCGAUUAAAGACAACAAGAAGCCAACGGUCAACUCUAUUGUUUAUGCAUGUCCUCCUGAUAACGACUCAGCCAAGAUGUGUGGUCCAGAGAACCCAGCUACUGCUAUCUAUAAGCAAGGUGGCAAAUCUGCAACAAGAGGCCCAACUAUACUAGGCUUCUGCCCCACCUACUUUAAGCAUGGGGUCUUUGCUAAAAACAUUAACAUGGUGGACAAUUAUCGGAGAGAUCGCAAGGUUGAUAAGCCAUCAAGAGGCUUCCUCAUAUCAAAGGCAACGUUUCCCGACCCUCCUGCCGAGGACGUAAAUAAGCCGGACCCCACCAGUUCUAAUAACAGCAAAUGCUAUUCCCCGGAAUGCUGUGCGAAACUCUCUGAUUCUGACAAGAUCCGAAAUGCUCAGAAUUAUGCACUCUUUGCCCUUCAUGUUGCUGCAUUCCCAAUAACUGGGAAACCAAUCACGUGA
This is a messenger RNA of Colletotrichum destructivum, 946 nucleotides long. Its product is annotated as Putative metallopeptidase, catalytic domain superfamily. NCBI's taxonomy places the organism in Eukaryota, Fungi, Ascomycota, Sordariomycetes, Glomerellales, Glomerellaceae. Gene Ontology annotation, molecular function: metallopeptidase activity. The coding region runs from base 89 to 946 and encodes 285 amino acids. The transcript is spliced from 4 exons. The record is from RefSeq and is a predicted model, not a curated record.